CCCCUUGGUUGAGGGCCAAAUCCGAUGGCUACAGGUGGUCACGCCCCUGAGAUUGACGUUUUGAGCAACCCGCAUCAGGCCAGGCAGGAUGAAGACAACGAGGAAGAAUCCUUGGCUGUCAACCAGAAAGAAGGGGAAGAGGAGGAGGACGACUGGGAGACGGAGCUUUCUGUCAAGUACUUUGCCGACAUCCUGCGCGACUCGGCAUCCACCAGUGGAGGCCGGAUGGGCCCAAACUACACAGAAAAAGAUUUUGAGUAUCACAGGCACACAAUUCAUCACAUCCACCACCCGCUCUCCACGCGCUUGCCCGUAACGCAGUGUUUCCGCAAGAGGGCGCACGGCGCCGAGCGCAGGCGCAAAAAGAAGCGAAAGAAAAGGAAGACGUCCCUGCCGCCCUCCGACGUGACGCCCACCAUCCACGAAGUAGACGAGGAGGAGGCCCAGUCUGAAAUCGAAAGGCGGGUGGACGCCGAGCUGCCCGGCAAGCAAGCGCAGUUUAGUUUGGAGAGCCAAGAGCGCUUGGAAGAAGCUCUUCCAAUCGACACCGUCCACACGGAAAAUGAAGAGCGGCGCCGGGCCCAGAAACAUAUUCCGACUCUCAACGGGGAUCUUCGCUCUGGACAAAACGACGUCAUCGAACACCACGAGGACGAGGAAAAGGAAUCCUGCGACAGCAUCAGCCCAGGACGCGCGUCCCCCGCCACCGCCGCCGCCGCGACGCCGAGCUGGUUCUGUCGAAGGCCCGCCCACCACCGCGCCGCAGGCGCCCAGCGGUGCAACUACGACCUGAGGGAGCGGAUUUGCAUCGGCAGCAUGACGGCAGCGGAGAACGCCGUCUAUCGACGGGUGCCGACCGACGAAGCCGAGGCCCGGAUGUUGGCCACCGUCGACUUGGAUGGCAUGAAAAGUCACAGAUUUGAAGACAACCCCGGAGUGAGACGCCACUUGGUGAAGAAGUCGUCCCGCUUUCAGGUCGGCCGUAGCAGCAACUCUUCCACGCCACUGUCCAGCCUGAAGAAGAAGAAACGAGCGUCGGACAAGAAGACUCAUGAGCUGUUUGUGGAGCUCAAUGAGCUGAUUGUGGAGAAGGACCAUGAAAUGCGCUGGAAAGAGCGCGCCCGCUGGAUCAAGUUCGAGGAAGAUGUCGAGGAGGAGACGGACCGCUGGGGCAAGCCUCACGUGGCUUCGCUCUCUUUUCGCAGCCUACUGGAGCUUCGCCGCACUAUCACGCACGGUGCAAUCCUUCUGGACCUGGAGCAGAACUCUCUUCCGGGAAUUGCCCACUUGGUGGUGGAGACCAUGAUCAUCUCCGAUCAAAUUCGAGCUGAAGACAGAUCCUGCGUUCUGAGAGCUCUGCUGCUCAAACACAGUCAUCCAAGUGACAUGAAGCAUCGCUUUCACCGGCACCACUCAUCAAGCAGUCUUCACGGCAGUGUCAAUCCCACCCGCGUCCAGGACACCAGCCUGCCCCUUGUCGCCGAAGAAAUGGAAGAGCACCAGGAUGGCAAAGGACCCCUCUACGACCCCAAACAAGACGUCUUUGUCAGUCUAUUUAAAUCUCUCCAUCCCGUAUCUCCCGAGAGCCAUCCGGCGGCCGCCAGAUCUUUGAAACUUCUGGCCAAGAUACCAAGAGAUGCCGAAGCAGUCAUUGUUUUAGUCGGCUGCGUUGAAUUCCUGGAGCAGCCGGCCAUGGCUUUCGUACGGCUGAACGAAGCCGUGCUUCUGGAGUCGGUUUUAGAGGUCCCGGUUCCAGUUCGCUUUAUUUUUGUCCUGCUUGGACCCAGUCAGUCCAACGUGGACUACCACGAGAUUGGACGCUCCUUCUCAACGCUCAUGUCUGACAAGAACUUCCACGAAGUGGCUUAUUUCGCCGACAACAGACAAGAUCUCCUCAACGGUAUCAACGAAUUCCUGGACUGCAGCAUUGUCAUUCCGCCCUCCGACGUGGAAGGCAAAGACCUGCUGAAGACCGUGGCCGACUUCCAGAAGCAGAUGCUGCGCAAGCGCAAGGAAAGGGAGCUGAAGAAGCACCACUCGUCGUCCGGCAUGGAGCAGAACAACAAAGACAUGAUUCAAGAGGAGGAGGAGGAGGGCGACCAAGAGAUUGACCCACUCAUGCGUUCGGGGAUUCCUUUCGGAGGUUUGAUCCACGAUAUUCGACGUCGCUACCCCAACUACGUCAGCGACUUGAAAGAUGCUGUGGACAUGCAAUGCGUCGCUGCUGUUAUCUUCAUUUACUUUGCUGCGCUGUCGCCCACCAUAACCUUUGGAGGCUUGCUAGGGGAGAAAACAGAGGGCAUGAUGGGAGUGACGGAGCUGAUUGUUUCCACCGCGACACUCGGAGUUAUCUUCUCACUCCUGGCCGGUCAGCCUCUUCUCAUCAUCGGAUUCUCGGGACCUUUACUGGUGUUUGAGGAAGCGUUUUACAAGUUCUGUCAGGCCUACGAUUUUGAGUACCUGACCGGCCGGGUGUGGAUCGGCUUCUGGCUCGUCUUCAUCGUCCUGCUGAUCGUCGCGGCGGAGGGCAGCUUCCUCGUUCGCUUCAUCUCACCCUUUACUCAAGAGAUCUUUGCUUUCCUGAUCUCCCUCAUCUUCAUCUACGAGACCUUCUCCAAGCUUAUCAAGGUGUUUCGAGAACAUCCGUUGAUGGCGUGGUACCCCGGGGACGCCACCCCUCCGUCUGAACUUCAGGACGUCCAGAACCAACCCAACACUGCUCUGCUGUCUCUCGUCCUCAUGAUGGGCACUUUCUUUGUGGCUUUCUUCCUCAGAAAGUUCCGAAACAGUCGAUUUUUAGGUGGCAAGGCAAGAAGAAUCAUUGGGGACUUUGGUAUCCCCAUUUCAAUUUUAGUUUCGGUGCUGGUGGAUUACUCCAUCACCGACACGUAUACGCAGAAACUCGACGUGCCGUCCGGCUUCUCAGUCACUUCCCCGAACAAGAGAGGCUGGUUCAUCAGUCCCUUUGGUGACAAGCGGCCUUUUCCCACCUGGAUGAUGGGAGCGUCCAUUGUACCCGCACUUCUUGUAUUUAUCCUCAUUUUUAUGGAAACGCAGAUCACUUCCCUGAUUGUCAGUAAGAAGGAGCGUCGGCUGGUGAAAGGCUCGGGGUUCCACCUGGACUUGCUGCUCAUCGUCAUUCUCGGCGCCUUCUGCCCGCUAUUUGGCCUGCCGUGGCUGACGGCGGCCACGGUGCGCUCGGUCACCCACGUCAACGCCCUGACCGUCAUGAGCAAAGCCACGGCGCCUGGAGAGAAGCCCAUGAUCCAGGAAGUCAAAGAGCAGAGGCUGACGGGACUUCUUGUGGCCGUGCUUGUGGGUAUGUCCAUCGUGAUGACGGAUGUGCUGCGCCUCAUCCCUCUGGCCGUGCUCUUUGGCAUCUUCCUGUACAUGGGGGUGACCUCUUUGACGGGGAUCCAGCUGUACGAACGCAUCACGCUCAUGGUCACGCCGGCCAAGCACCACCCCGACCACAUUUAUGUCACCAAGGUGAAGACGUGGCGCAUGAACAUGUUCACCCUCAUCCAGCUGGGCUGCAUCGCGGCCCUGUGGGUCGUCAAGUCCACCGCCGCCUCCCUGGCAUUCCCCUUCGUCCUCAUCAUGACGGUGCCGUUGCGCCGCGUCAUCCUCUCCAGGGUUUUUGAGGAACGUGAGCUUCAGGCGCUGGAUUGCGAUGAAGACUCGCCCAACUUUGAUGAAGAUGGCCGGGAUGAGUACAACGAGAUUCACAUGCUCGUUUGAAGCCGAGCCAGCCAAAGAGACCACCUGCUUCUUCUUCUUCUUCUCCUCCUCCGUCUCCUUCUUCUACUUCUUCUCCUGCUUCUUCUUCUUCAUGCUCCUGAUCUCUUGAGAGUUGACAAGGAUAAGCGUCAUAAGGCAAAAAAAAAAAAAAACAUUAGCAAAUGUGUUACAUCAAUAGAUAAUAUAUAUUUUUUUCCUCAAGUUAAAAAA
Hippocampus comes (tiger tail seahorse) is the source of this 3951-nucleotide messenger RNA. Its product is annotated as anion exchange protein 3-like. Gene Ontology annotation, molecular function: monoatomic anion transmembrane transporter activity; solute:inorganic anion antiporter activity. Gene Ontology annotation, biological process: bicarbonate transport; regulation of intracellular pH; monoatomic anion transport. Bases 25 to 3741 code for a protein of 1238 amino acids. The transcript has 23 exons. The record is from RefSeq and is a predicted model, not a curated record. NCBI's taxonomy places the organism in Eukaryota, Metazoa, Chordata, Actinopteri, Syngnathiformes, Syngnathidae. Gene Ontology annotation, cellular component: plasma membrane.